CGAAGUCAAUGAGAAAGAAAAAGAAAAGGCCAGACUCCAUCUUUGGCUGUCGGACAAUACGCACAUUGCUGAUAUUGGGCCGGUAUCCGGGAAGGAAGAGGACGUCGCCGCCAGCUCCCUGUUGUACAAAAGUGGUGGAAGUGACGAUAAUAAUGAGGAGAAGUUGAUUGCACUGUACGAGAAGAAAGACGAUAUCGGAAGAACAUCUGGCAUGGUCUCUGUGCGUCUGACUGAGCAGCUGCAGCGGGUGAAGAAGGUGCUGGCGACCUGGAAGGAAGUGGACGAACGUAUCUCCAAGCUGUGUGCCACUUUACUUGCUCAGGAGGAUACCUCACCUGGCAAUGCCCGCACUACUGAUGGUAAGAUCACGGAUGGGCUGGUUGGCUUUUUGUCCGGCAACUUCUCUGAGAACACAUGGAGGGACGAGUACCUCGGGGUGAACGCAACAGUAAAUAAUAAAGGUGGGGCUGCAAAGGCGGAAGAUGGUGUGACGUUCCAGGGAGCGUGGGCGGAGUGGCCCGUUGGCAGGCAGGGGGAGAAUCAGCUGUACCACUUUGCGAACCACAACUUCACUCUUGUGGCGACGGUGUCCAUCGACAAGGUGCCGAAGGAAGAUACCUCCAUUCCAUUGUUGGGUGCAAAGAUGACAGGUGCAGGGAAUUCUGUAUUUUUGGGACUGUCGUACGGCAAGGAAAAGAAGUGGCAGUUGCUGUCCGGUGACGAAACCCCUAAGGAGCACAGCAGCACUUUGGGGACAGAGAAAACUCAACACGUGGUAAUUUUGCUACGGAACGGCAACCAGGGCUCCGCGUACGUCGAUGGUAAGCGUGUGGGGAGUGCGUCGUGGAAUUUGGAUAAUACGGAUUCGAAAGAGAUCUCCCACUUCUACAUUGGAGGGGAUGGAGGCAACGCGGACGACAAAGAAAGCCGAGGAGACGUGUCUGUGACGGUGAAGAACGUCCUGCUGUACAACCGCCCGUUGAAUGACGCGGAUAUUUCUGCGCUCAACGCAAACAAAAUUUCUAUUCCAAAGACAAUGGCAGGGGAUACUUCUUCAUCUGCGGUGUCUCGCCCGAAUCGUCCUGCUGAAGAUUUGGCGGAAGGAGCAAAGGGUGAAGGUACCGCUCGUGACGGUGGGGCGCAUGGUGAUGCCGGCACUUUGUGGGGGAGCAGACUGCUGCCAUCGUUGCUUCUUCUGUUGGGACUGUGGGGGUUUGCCGCUCUGUGA
Molecule: messenger RNA, 1228 nt
Organism: Trypanosoma cruzi
Lineage: Eukaryota; Euglenozoa; Kinetoplastea; Trypanosomatida; Trypanosomatidae
Product: trans-sialidase, putative
Exons: 1
Molecular function (GO): exo-alpha-sialidase activity
Source: RefSeq, a predicted model, not a curated record